Molecule: messenger RNA, 2264 nt
Organism: Gadus macrocephalus (Pacific cod)
Lineage: Eukaryota; Metazoa; Chordata; Actinopteri; Gadiformes; Gadidae
Gene: aar2
Product: AAR2 splicing factor
Exons: 4
Coding region: 157-1317 (386 amino acids)
Biological process (GO): spliceosomal tri-snRNP complex assembly
Source: RefSeq, a predicted model, not a curated record
CCGAACUGCAGCCGUCCGCCGAACCGUUUCUGUUGCGGAAGCGGAACUUUUGUUUCAAUAGAGGGUUUCUCACGGGAGUACUAACCUCACGCACAGUCUUGAAUAGCCGAUCCGCCAACGAUAUUGACCACUGAUUGGCUCUGUGAUUGACAAGCCAUGGCCAGUGUGGACAUGGAUCCUGAUGUUGCUCGGAGGCUCUUCGAGGAGGGAGCUACCUUGGUCUUGCUGGGAGUUCCUCAGGGCACAGAGUUGGGUAUUGACUACAAGAGCUGGAAGGUUGGUCCCCGCUUUCGAGGUGUUAAGAUGAUUCCUCCAGGAUUGCACUUUUUGCACUACUCUUCUUCUAACCCAGCUCACAUUGGAGGUGAAACUGGCCCAAAGACCGGCCUCUUCCUCACCCUUAAAAGUCGGGAGAUCCUUUUAGCUAACUGGGAUCCAAAAGAAGAAGAUCUAGACUUCUCACCCUCUGAGAAUGAGGAGGAGGUGAGUCGUGUCAGGGCCAACCUACAAGACUUAGACCCAUUCCUUGGGCCCUACCCAUAUGAAGUGAUGCGAAAGUGGGUGUCUCUGACCGACCGCCUGACCCAGGACGUGGCCAAUCAGCUGCAGCCUCUGUCUGGCAGAGUGUGUGCCUUCUGUGACGUCAUCCCCGAACUCCAACUCAAACACACCAAGGAUCGGGAAGAGCAAAAUCUGCCGAAGAAUGACGUUGCUUGUCAGAGUAUGAAGGAGGGCUUAGAAAAGCUUCCCCAGAUGAAGCAGAGGGAAGGCACAGAGCUACGCUUCUCCAGUAUCCCCAGUCAGACAUACCCUCCAGGUGCCACACCUGCCCAGAUCACCCAGUGUAGCCUGGAUCUGAGCUACGCCCUGGUGAAUCUGCUGGAGAAGCACUACAAACUGAAGCCCCUCGACGUUCUAGGUGAGCUUCAGUUUGCCUUUGUAUGCUUCGUGAUCGGGAAUGUGUACGAUGGCUUUGAGCACUGGAAGCGGCUGCUGGCUCUCCUCUGUCGCUCGGAGGACGCCAUGCGAAGCCACAAGGAGCUGUACCUGGGCCUCAUCGCCGUGCUCUACCAUCAACUUGGAGAAAUCCCACCAGACUUCUUUGUUGACAUUGUAUCGCAGGACAACUUCCUCACGUCCACACUCCAGGACUUCUUCCAGUUUGCAAUCGGGCCCGGCGUGGACAGCACCCUGCGGAAGAGAGCGGAGAAGUUCAAGGUCCACCUCACAAAGAAGUUCCGCUGGGACUUUGACGCCGAUCUGGACGACUGCGCCCCGGUCGUGGUGGACCUGCCCGAAGGUGUGACACCUGAGUGAUCCCCUUCCUCCAUCCCUCUGCUGCGGGCCACGUCAGGUAAAGAGACGGGACACGCAGCCCGAAGAUGCAAGCAGAGUCCCAACAUUGUUUGAGAAGAUCGUUAAUUCAGUGCCAAAACCAUCUCCACUUAUAAUGAAAUACUAUUUGUUCCUAUGCUGUUUCAAGCAGUGAUCAUUUAGAUUCAGAUGUUCUGUAUCAUUCUAUCGGAUUUCUUGGGUGCAAUAAGAACAGAUUGUGUCAGCAAUGGAAUAGUUCAUUGUUGCCCUCUAGUGGUCAUAAUGCGUUCUGGAAAAAAAAGUCAUUGUAGUACUUUGAGCCCACUGCACUUAAAACCCAUGUUGGAUACUGAACAUUCAUUCAGUUUUUUUUUUUUUUUUUUUACAACUGGUCAGCAGCUGUUACAAGCAUGUCGUUGCUAUACACUUAACUGUCCUCUUAUGCUAUAUACUAACAGUCCUUCCCAUGAUAGUAUCUACUUACUGAACAGUCCUUCCCCUAAUACUGUCUACUAAAUGCAGCACUGCCUUUGCAGGAUGUGUCAAUACUUCACUGUUACCUCCCAGUAAGUCAUUGCUAAUUUUGGGACUUUCUUUGGACUCUUUUUUAUGGUUUAUUGCAGUUUCGGGAACCCAUUUAACAAGUAUUCCAGUUUGAUUUGUGGAAAAGCAAUUUCUCAGUCAUCGCCCAUGUGCUCCUUAUUUCUAGGAUCUGGAGAAAUAAGAAUCCCAUUGUAAGUAAUAUGCAUCAGAUGGCGGUCAAUCAUUUAUCAUUUAGUUUUGGAACAUCGAUGAUGAAACUGAACUAUCACAAAGCAAAAUAAACCACAAUUGUACUUAUUUUUGUCAGGCAGAGUUCACGAUUUGAAUGGAGUGAUUGAUUAUCAUAUUGUAUUGAGAACUUGUUAUACGCCCUACAUUCCUUUGUAUUAAACAAAGCAUUUCUUAAA